Messenger RNA from Hypanus sabinus (Atlantic stingray), 6953 nucleotides. RefSeq names its product serine/threonine-protein kinase Nek6-like. The record is from RefSeq and is a predicted model, not a curated record. Gene Ontology annotation, biological process: protein phosphorylation. Bases 272 to 1216 code for a protein of 314 amino acids. Gene Ontology annotation, molecular function: ATP binding; protein kinase activity. The transcript is spliced from 10 exons. Lineage: Eukaryota; Metazoa; Chordata; Chondrichthyes; Myliobatiformes; Dasyatidae.
CUGAGCAUUGUCGAAGCAGGGGGCGGAGUUCAUUCUGAAGUUGGGAAAUAAUUUUACCUCGUGUGGAUCUGUGAGCAACGCGGAGACGUGGAAUUUCACAAGCAAUGUAGUUUAAUUUUUUACUUCUCUGCAGCCUUCUCCUCUGAAAGAAAACUGCAGAUUGUUUGGACUGAACCUUGUCACGGUUGCAGUUAACACAGUUGGGCAAAGAUUUAGCUGCCUGGCAUCUCCACAGGAUCACAAAAGCCACGUCCCAUGGUGGCAUGGUAGAAUGGCAGAACAACAAAGUCAUCACUCUCUUGCUCUGGAAGAUCAGAACAACUUCCGUUACAACCCAGCCUUGGGCUAUCAGCAGGACGUUCAGCGACCUAUACCCACGUAUGCCUAUCGCAGUCAACUGGCGGACUUCCGCAUUGAGAAGAAGAUUGGCAGGGGCCAGUUCAGUGAAGUCUAUCGGGCAAUCUACCUUCACAAUGGCAAAGCAGUGGCAUUAAAGAAAGUCCAGGUGUUUGAGAUGAUGGACGCCAAGGCAAGGCAAGACUGCAUCAAUGAGAUUGACCUUCUAAAGCAAUUGAAUCACCCCAACAUAAUUAAGUACUUGGACUCGUUCAUUGAGAACAAUGAGCUGAAUAUUGCACUGGAGUUGGCAGAUGCUGGUGAUCUCUCACAGAUGAUUAAGUACUUCAAAAAGCAAAAGCGGCUUAUUCCAGAAAGAACAAUAUGGAAAUAUUUUGUGCAGCUAUGCAGCGCAGUGGAGCACAUGCACUCCCGGAGGGUGAUGCACAGAGACAUCAAGCCGGCAAACGUAUUCAUCACAGCAACGGGAGCAGUGAAGCUCGGUGACCUCGGUCUCGGCCGGUUCUUCAGCUCCAAGACUACGGCUGCACACUCCUUAGUUGGAACUCCGUACUACAUGUCCCCGGAGAGAAUACACGAAAACGGUUACAACUUCAAAUCUGAUAUCUGGUCACUUGGUUGCUUAUUAUAUGAGAUGGCUGCCCUCCAGAGCCCAUUCUAUGGGGACAAAAUGAACCUCUUUUCCCUCUGUAAGAAGAUUGAGCAAUGUGACUACCCACCUCUUCCAGAAGAGCACUUCUCCGAGAAGCUACGAGAACUGGUGAUCAUGUGCAUCAACCCUGAGCCCGACCUUCGACCAGAUAUAAGCUUCAUGCACCAAAUCGCAAAGCAGAUGCACGGGUGGACAGCAAGUACCUGAACAGCCAGCCUUGCAGAGGCCUGCCUGAGAACAAUUACAGCAUAGCCUUGCCUAAAGUUUGUUUGAAGGAAGCAAAAUAAACACCAGCAAAGAUCUGAAGGGAGAAAAGUGCCGCCAGCGGAAUGAGAUAGACCCAUUUUGGAACUAAAUAACACUGUACGGACAGUUAGAAUAGAUUUUAGCCUCCGUAGAAUGGUUAAGUUCGGUUAUCUGACCAAAUGCUAAAGGAAUGACAUAGUCUCCGUGCUUCUGUGUUAUUUUCAAAAUGUAUUUAGAGAUAUGCUUUAUAAUUUCUUACUCUCAUUUCUGUUUAUGAAAUUUCAAAGCAGUGAUGUUAAACAAUGUAGAACCAUUAUGUAAAACAGAAUUCAGUACACAUUAUUAUUAUGGUCUAACAAUUGUCAGUGUGGUAAGACAAGCAAGGAAAGUGUUGAGCUACAUGGUUCCCCUAACACACUCUGUAAGAAAAAUAUUGAAAUAGAAAUGAUAGACUAUUCUCAGCAAUGUUAGAAAAUUAGUCUACAUAAGAUAUUUUUACUAAAUAGUUUAGAGAAGGAUAUCUUUUCAGAGUUAUUUAGUGUACUUCCAGGGGAACACAGUGUUGAUGUGUAUUUGUAUGUCAAAUACUCCAGUAACGGUACAGUAAUGUAAUCUUGUUCUAUUUUUCCCUUUCUCGCCUUAACCGCAGUUUAUCUCGACUUGCUCCAUUGUACGGAGUCAAACCACGGUGAUAUUACAUUUUUAACAACGACUGACUCACUGCCUUCUCGCAUUUUCGAUGUGAUCAGUCUUUGACUGAGAUUACAGUUGAGUUGGAGGUCUUUAUAACCAGGGGAGUGAGUGAUAGUGAGAACACUCAGCUGAUGCGAAGGCCAAGACCUUGUGUGCCUUUAAUGUGGCCAGAAGAUUAUCUAGCAAACAAUCUCCAAGUGCCAAAUAUAACUGAGCCUUCCUAAUUCAUUUCUUCAUACAAAACUGUAACCAUACAAAAUUCUUCAUCUCAUUAUAAAUCUCCUCAUUGAAAAUUAAUUCAAGGACAGUGAGCGGAAAAGGAAUUAUACACUAAUUGGCCACUUUAUUAGGUACAUUUGCUCAUUAAUGCAAAUAUCUAAUCAGCCAAUCAUGUGGCAGCAAUUCAAUAUAUAAAAGCAUGUAGACAUGGUCAAGAGGUUCAGUUGUUGUUCAGACCAAACAUCAGAAUGGGGAAGAAAUGUGAUUUCAGUGACUUUGACCGUGGAAUGAUUAUCGAUGCCAGAUGUGAUGGUUUUAGCGUCUCGGGAAUUGCUGUUCUGGGAUUUUCACACAAAACAGUCUCUGGGGUUUACAGAGAAUGGUGUGAAAAAAAAACAUCCAAUGAGGAGCAGUUCAGUGGGUGAAAAUGCCUCGUUAAUGAGCGAGGUCAGAGGAGAAUGGCCAGACUGGAUCAUGCUGACAGGAAGGCAACAGUAACCCAAGUAACCAUGUGUUACAACAGUGGUGUGCAGGAGAGCAUCUCUGGAUGUACAACACAUCGAACCUUGAAAUGGACGGGCUACAGCAGCAGACCACAAACAUAUACUCUGUGGCUACUUUAUUAGGUACAGAAGGUAGCUAAUGAAGUGGCCACUGAGUGUAUCUCAUAUGCUUUCUCUCCAAGUCAGACUAUUGGCGACAGAAAAACUCUUCAGCCCUCAGAACAGUGUCUGUACUUGCCGUGUUUAACCACUGUCACUCACAGACGCAGACUAAUCUGUGGUUAUUUUCACAUACAAUGGAUUAAAAACACACACAAAAAAAAUGCAUUUGAGUUCUCAGAAGAAACAGUAUAAGAUCUUGGGCAUGGCUCAACAGGAAAUAUUCAGUGAACACAAAGACCCGGAGUGAUGUGUCUUAGAUGGGCUGGGUUUACAGCAUGCAGUAACGGUGAUGUUUUCAACACUGUCAAUACUGAUUAGCCAGGAGCAGUGUGGCCCUUGCAACAAUCUGGUCGAUUUACCAGCUGUGAAUGCCUUGUAAAAUGUGAAUGUUUUCCAAUGUACUGGAUUCGUGAAACACACAAAGAAAAAGAUAUAGUGCUUUAGUGUGACAGACGUUCAGAGGUUUGUUGUAUUUCCCUAGACUUCAUUCCUGGUACUUGACCUGCCAAGGGAUUGUGAGGGAAUUGAAGACCACUUGUCAAUGGGCAUCACGUGAGAACACACAGGCAUAAGGACGAGCUUACAUUUUAAAAUGGAGUCGUAUCUCCAGUCUGUAUAGAUGGAACCAGUACUCUGAUACAAUCCUCAUGAUGAAGCAAUCCAUUAUUUACGUAGACGUUUACUGAAUUACACUGUGGACCAAAACUCUGCAUUAAUUAGUUAUGCAGGCUAAUAUUAGGAACAUUGUAUACAAUGUAGAGUAAUGACAUAUUCACAAAUAUAGUUGCUUACACUAAGGUGUAAAAUUGUUCCUGCAUCUAUUAUUUUAACCGGGUGAUGCAUGGAUUUAAAACUUCAUAGUGUUACUCUUAUAUCGAGCUUGCAAAGUUUUGUAAAUCAAUCUGCCUACCAUUAAAAUCAAAUGAUUUGCAGCAUACUAACAGAAUAAAAAAUAACUACUUAGAGACUUUCUUUGCAACUAAAACUUGCUAUUCUAUUAUUUUCAUGCAAUUGCUCUUUUACCAAAAUUCAAGGUUGUUUCAUGUCAUUUUCAGUACACAAGUAUAAAGGCCCACCAUCGGUUGGGGUCAACCGUUGAUGUUGUGUCCUGGUGGUCUGCAUGAUACACAAGCCAGGGCAGUACGGUAUGGAGAGUGAGAGAUAGCCCAUGCAGCAGGCUCCCCCUCUCCACACAGCUGAUGAAUCCAAAGGAAUGGCAGGGACCAGAGUUUGGUACCAGCAGCUUCACAUGUGUUGCCAGUCAGCGUUGAACUCAACCUAGUAUGUCUUAGGGACUCCAGCUCCAGGAUUUUUCUUUGGAGUUUACUCCUGAAACCUUCCCCAUGAGUGGGUAUAGCCACAAGGCAGCAGGGAUUUCAGGCCAGAGCUUUCCUCCCAGAUGAGCUGACAACCCCAUCUGCCAGAAGCAACUGUUUUACAGGCCCUUGUCUCUUGCCCAGUCAGUAGAAAUGGCACAGUGUUGGUGCGUGGCCUAAUGGAUAAGGCAUCAGACUAGUAACCUGAAGGUCAAUGGUUUGAGCCUCAGCUGAGGCAGCGUGUUUGUGUCCUUGAGCAAGGCACUUAACAACACAUUGCUCUGCAACAACAUCAGUGGCGUGGAGAGGGGAAGGCUUGCAGCUUGGGCAACUGCCGGUCUCCCAUACAACCCUACCCAGUCCUGCGCCCUGGAAAAACCUUCCAAGGUGCAAAUCUAUGGUCUCACGAGACUAACAGUUGCCUAUUACUAUUAGAAAUGGCUCCACUGGUCUUCGUAGCUAAGCCACAUGUGAAGGCCAGGAGCUGGAUGUGGUCAGAGGCUAUUUGAGAUGCAUGCCAUUGGCAAGUUUUAAUAGGUAGUGGGAACUUAGCAUCACUACCACUCCCAGCUAUAACCUUAAGUUUAAAAGAAAACAAAAUAAUUGUUACUCCAGAUCAGAUACAGCACGUCUCAAUAAUAUAAAGAACACAGUAAGAAUAAAAACACAAUAAAUAUAAAUACAUAAGAUAGCUUAUUUAAAUAGAUUGACUGUAUGUCCAUAAAGUGACGCUAGGUACAGGAGUGUUUGUAGGGUAGGUAUUUACGUACUUACUGACCAUUAGUCUCCCACGUUUCCUCCGCACUUCAGGGGUGACUGAUAAUAAAUGAUAAAGUGGUGGUGGUGGGGUGGGUGAGUGGGUGGAGGUGUUGAUCAGUCUUACUGCUUGGGGAAAGUAACUGGCUUUGAGUCUGGUGGUCCUAGCGUGGAUGCUACAUAGCCUCCUCCCUGAUGGGAGUGGGUUAAACAGUCCAUGAACAGGGUGAGUGGGAACCAUAUUAAUUUUAACAUAUUGACCUUCCAUAAAUUGAAAUAUUGAAUUUAGGAUUUGGGAUGUUGAAAUUGUGUAAGACGAUUGGAGCAUGCAGUUCCGGUCAUUUACCUACAGGAAAGAUGUCAGUAAGAAUGAAGGAGUCUCAAGAAAAUUUACAAAGAAUUUGCUGGGAUUUGAGGACCUGAAUUAUGGUGAAAAGUGGAAUAGAGGUAUUUUAUUCCCUGGAGUGUAAGAGAAUGAGGGGAGAUUUGAUAGAGGUAUAUAAAAUUAUGAGGGAUAUAGAUAGGGUAUAUGCAAGCAGGCUUUUUCCAUCCAGCUUGGGUGCGACUAGAACUAGAGGUCAUGGGUUAAGGGUGAAAGGUGAAGUGUUUAAGGGAAACAUGAGAGGGAACUACUUCACUCAAGGUGGUGAGAGUGUGGAACAAGCUCCCUGUGAAAGUGCUGAAUGCGGAUUCAAUUGCAUUAUUUAAGAGAUGUUUGUAUAAGCACAUGGAAGGGAGGGGUACAAUCUAGGUGCAGAUUGAUGGAACCAGGCAAAGUAAUACUUUAUCACGGACUAGAUGGGCCAAAGGGCCUGUUUCUGUGCUGUAGUGCUCUGUGACUCAAUGAACUCAGAAUUGCUCCGGGAAAGAUAUUCAGAAAAUGCAUUAAGGAUCAAGGAACCAACUUCUUCAUCAAGUAUAUUUAAGUGUUAGGAAUCUGUUGUGGUGUGGACAUACAACAAAAUCUAACAACAUUCACCGAAUAUAAAGAAUUAUAUAGAAAAGCUAGAGAUUAGAAGACAGAUAUAGAAUAAAAUGUUUAUAAAUACUAGCAUGUAUCUACACUGUAAACAUUGUAAAAUGUGGUUUAAAAUGUUUACAGUGUAGUGCAGUGAUGGGGUUAACAGAUAGAUGGGGUAAGGAGGUGCUAACUAGAAUGGCUGAUCAUAUAACUACCUGGGGGAAGAAACCUUUAAAAUGGCAUGAAGCUUUUGUUUUAAUAGCCUACAUCACUUUCUAAAAGGCAGUUUUCGGAAAGGUUGGUUUACUAGGGGGGCGGGGUAGAGUCUCCAAUUAAUUUUUCCUGCCUUCUUCAUUGUCCUGGACAUAUACAAGCCCUGCAGUGAAGAUAGACCACGGCCAACAACCUUUUCUGCUGACCUAUCAGUUUGCUGUAGUUUCUGCAUAUUGUGAGAGGGUGCUGCACCAAAGCAGACACGGUAGAUGUGAUAUGCAUGAAACUGCAGCAUGAAGGACUAUCCUACAGGUCACAAAACAGAGGUUCUGCUGCAUGGGGAAUUGUAGGACAGUAAGGCUUGCUGGUGUAGUAUAUUAAAGAGGGAAUAUACAGAGACAGAAAGAAACCAUGAGAAAUGAGAGUGCAAAUAAAGGAUCAAGAGCAAAAAAAGCAGAGGAAAAUGUUCAGAGAAAAGACUGAUUUCGUUCAGAGAAAAAAAGUGGUGGUAAGAUGAGUAAGAGGAUAAGAGGGAUAGAUCAAAUGGAUAACCAGAGACAUUUUUCCCAGGGCUGAAGUGGCUGUAAUGAGGGGGCAUAAUUUUAUGGUGAUUGAAGGAAAGUAUACAGGUAAUGUCAGAGGUUAGUGGGUUUUUUUUUAUAGACAGUGUUGGGUGUGUGGAAUAUCUUGCCAGGAGUGGUGGCAGAAGCAGAUAUAUUCGAGAAUACAUUUAAGAGAAUCUUAUAAAGGCACAGGGACGAUAGAAAAAUGGAGGGUUAUGUGGGAGGGAAGGGUUAGAUUAAGAGGACUGCUCACCAUCACAGGCUGAUGGGCCUGUACUGAUGUUAAAUGCAUGGUAAUCCUCACUGUUGACU